GCGAUCUCUUGGUUUUCUUGGUACAGUCUAGCUGCCAUACGAUCGAGCACGUCCUAUUCGGCACCCAUGGACACGAUACACCCUGCCGAGCCCAAAGCUCUCGGGUUCCAGCACACCGCUGCCGCGGCGGACUGCGAGCUUGAAAAGAACGCGGCGGUGUCGCCGGCCGGAACCGACAUCGAGGCGGUUGCUUCGUCCAACGAGGGUGACGCCGGGGCAGAGCACGACAAGACACCCCUUCGUCGGCCAGACGAGACCGAGCUGACACCGAAUGAGGCCUUCAAAUGGAACGUGGAUGGCGACCAAUCUCCUUUCCCGGAGGUGGCGGCCUGUGUCCCGAACACAGAUGAUCCCACUAUGAAGUGUAACACAGCACGAGCGUGGAUACUCACCACCGUGUUUGUGGUACUGUUCUCGGGCGUCAACCAAUUCUUCAGUCUGCGUUAUCCGUCGCUCUCCAUUGGCUAUGUGGUUGCACAGCUUCUUGUCUACCCCAUCGGCAAAGCAUGGGAGCGCCUCCCUCGGUGGCGUGUUCCUCUUGGCCGCUUCAGCUUCGACAUCAACCCGGGCCCCUUCACUGUGAAGGAGCAUGCCUUGAUCGUGAUCUGUGUUAGCAUCAGCGCAACCACCCCCGGGGGUGCUUAUGCUGCUGGCUCCCUCGUCGCCAUCACCAGCCCUGUCUUCUGGAACCGCGACUUUGGCGCAGGGUUCUCCUUUCUCUACUUGCUGACGACACAGAUGAUCGGGUUUGGCCUUGCUGGGCUGUGCCGACGGUGGCUGGUGUAUCCUGCCGCGCUUAUCUGGCCGUCGUCGUUGUCUUCCACGGUCUUGUUCCGCACCCUCCACGAGCCACAAGACCACUCUCCCGCAAACGGGUGGACGCUUACGCGAUACCGCUUCUUUGCUUACUUUACCAUCUUUGCCUUCGUCCUCUUCUGGUUCCCGGAUUAUAUCUGGACGAGUCUCGGCACCUUCGCUUUUAUUACCUGGAUCGUACCGCACAACCAGAAAGUCAAUGCUCUCUUUGGGAUGAACUCGGGACUUGGCCUGCUGCCCAUCAGCAUCGACUGGACUCAGAUCAACUACGCUGGAUUCCCGCUGAUGACACCGUUCUAUAUUACCUGCAACGCCUUCGCUGUGGUCGUGCUCUUCUACUUCAUCCUGGCGCCCAUCUUGUACUACACUAAUGCGUGGCAGAGUGCCUAUCUUCCUCUCCUGUCGUCCAACACAUUUGACAACACCGGGAAGGUGUACAACAUAUCCCGCGUGGUCGACUCCAACCUGCGCUUCGAUUUGGCGAAGUACCAAGCAUACUCACCUAUGUACAUAUCCACAUCGUACUCACUCACGUAUGCGCUCUCGUUCGCUGCGGUUACCGCCAUCAUCGUCCACACAUACCUUUACAACGGCGCCGAGAUCUGGGCGAAGUUCAAAGACGCACGCCACGGCGGGGAAGACAUCCACAAGCGGCUGAUGCGCAGUUACAAGGAGGUCCCAGACUGGUGGUACCUGGCGCUUACCGUCGUCGUUCUCGGGCUCGGCAUCCUAACCGUGAGAUACUGGGACACGGGCCUGCCAGUGUGGGGCUUCAUCGUCGUCUGCUUUGGCAUCGGCGUCGUAAUGAUCAUCCCGGAAGGCAUCUUGGAAGGCACCACUAAUCAGAGAAUAUUCCUCAACAUCAUCACCGAGCUCAUCGCCGGAUACGCCUGGCCUGGCAACGCAAUUGCCAACAUGCUUGUCAAGUGCUACGGGUACAACUCCGUUAAGCACGGGAUGGACUUUGCCCAGGACUUGAAGCUGGGCCAGUACAUGAAGAUCCCCCCACGUGUCUUGUUUGUGGGACAGAUCUACGCGACGAUUCUGGCGACCAUGACACAAGUCGGUGUGCUGCGUUGGAUGCUGGGACAUAUCGAGGGUCUUUGCGAACCGACGAAUACCAACAGGUUCACCUGCGCCGGUGCGCGCGUUUACUAUAACGCGAGCCUAAUCUGGGGCACAAUCGGGCCGCAGCGCAUGUUCCAGCUUGGGCAGGUCUACAACGCGACCGUCUACUUUUUCAUCAUAGGGCCUGUCGUCACCGUGCUCGUGUACAUGCUGUACCGCCGGUACCCUAACAGCUGGAUCCGAUAUGUCAACGUCCCGAUCUUUUUCAACGCCGCCGGCAACAUACCACCUGCCAACACCACUCAAUACUCCCUCUGGUUCAUCUUCGGGUUCCUGUUCAACUAUCUAAUCCGGAAGCGGGCUUUUGCCUGGUGGAAACGAUACAACUACCUGCUCCAAGCCGCGAUGGACACGGGGACGGCCCUGGCAACGAUCAUCAUCUUCUUUUGCCUCAGUUACACCAACACCACGCUGAAGUGGUGGGGUAACACUGUUGGGUCAAACACAGAUGACGCGAAUUCGGUGCCGUGGCUUAAGGUCCCCGAAGGAGGCCAUUUUGGCCCGGGCCCGGGAGAGUUUUGAAGAGACAGCGUUUGUUUGGGGAGGGACCUAUCCUUAGGGAGAGGCAGAGUGGCUGUGAGGCACUCAACACACGUUAGGCUACACCCCGUAGCUCUAGCAUCUAGCAAUAGUGUUUAACGUAGCAUGAAGUGCUUUACCUGUUCGUCCCUUAUAACGUACGGAGAAGGGGAAAAAUACUCGCUACGGAAUGUCUUUGAAGAGACGGCCUUUUACCGUACCCCCUGGCUUCCCAUACCGUACCAGGUAACCGCACCCACACAUAACUCUCCCUCGAUUCCACAGUCGGGCUCUC
Molecule: messenger RNA, 2758 nt
Organism: Thermothielavioides terrestris NRRL 8126
Lineage: Eukaryota; Fungi; Ascomycota; Sordariomycetes; Sordariales; Chaetomiaceae
Exons: 11
Coding region: 67-2466 (799 amino acids)
Biological process (GO): transmembrane transport
Molecular function (GO): oligopeptide transmembrane transporter activity
Source: RefSeq, a predicted model, not a curated record